Molecule: messenger RNA, 2157 nt
Organism: Serpula lacrymans var. lacrymans S7.9
Lineage: Eukaryota; Fungi; Basidiomycota; Agaricomycetes; Boletales; Serpulaceae
Gene: pal1
Product: putative phenylalanin-ammonia lyase
Exons: 10
Coding region: 1-2157 (718 amino acids)
Biological process (GO): L-phenylalanine catabolic process
Cellular component (GO): cytoplasm
Molecular function (GO): ammonia-lyase activity
Source: RefSeq, a predicted model, not a curated record
AUGGCUCACCUUGCUUGUAUCUCCCAGCAACUUUCUUCCAUCCGCGAUCUUGUUUCUGGAUCAGAAAAACAGGUGUUCAUUGAUGGCUACAGUUUAGAUGUUCCUUCUGUGAUCGCCGUUGCACGCCAAGUCCACCAGCCCAAGCUUGACUCAUCGGAUAACAAGAAAAACACCAUUGCAGCUGCUGUUGCAUUGGUCGCAAAACUCUCGGGAGGCGAGCAGAGCCAGUACGGUGUGACCACCGGUUUCGGAGGAAGUGCCACCACCCGCACGAAGCAAACUGCCCUCCUUCAAAAAUCGCUUCUAGCACAUUGCCAAGCCGGUAUCCUGCCUGUUAUCACCGAGGGCAAGACGCUCACACCCGAGGAACAUGAUUUGAUGUUCCCUCAAGAGUGGAUACGUGGUGUCAUUCUUGUCCGACUCAACUCGCUCAUUCGGGCUCAAUCUGGCACGCGAUGGAUCGUUAUUGAUCACCUUCACAAAUUCUUGACCCACAAUAUCGCACCAUGUGUACCUCUACGUCAGUCUGUGAGCGCGUCCGGAGAUCUUGGCCCUCUGGCUUACAUCGCAAGCGUUCUUACUGGUCACGAGGACAUUUAUGCAUGGCACGGUGAAGGUGCGGACCGUAAGUUGUACAACUCUGCGACAGUCCUGAAAAAUGUCGACAUGAAGCCCAUUGAGCUGAUCGCAAAGGAGGGUUUGUCUCUCAUCAACGGGACUGGCGCUUCCGCUGCAGUAGCCACUAUCGCAGUGCACGAGUGCCAUAUCGCUGCUGUUGCCUCUCAAGUCUUGACUGCGUUUGCUGUUGAGGUCCUCAAAGGUUUCCAGGAGCCAUUCAACCCAUACCUGCAUGAGCAAACUCGCCCUCACCCUGGACAGAUCGAGGUGGCUGCUAACAUCCGUCGUGUCCUCCUUUCCUCUAACCUCGCUCGCACUCACCACGUCGAGUCGGAUCCGGAAAUGAAACUUCGUCAGGAUCGAUACUGCCUUCGUGCCUCGCCCCAGUGGCUCGGUCCCCAGCUCGAGGACAUCCUUUCAGCUCAGAAGACCAUGGAGAUUGAGUUGAACUCAACCACUGACAACCCUAUCGUUGACCUCGACGGUGACUUCCUGCACCACGGUGCUAACUUCAUGGCUAUGGCUGUCACUUCGGCUACCGAAAAAAUGAGACUCUCUGUCCACCACAUCGCCAAGUUGAUGUUUGCCCAGCUUACUGACUUGUUGAACCACACCAUGAACUGCGGUCUCCCACCUAAUCUUGCUGUUGGAGAGCCUAGUGUUGACUACAGUCUGAAGGGUGUGGAUGUUGCUGCUGCCGCAUAUCUUUCUGAAAUCGCAUAUCUGUCUAACCCCGUCAGCACCCAUGUCAACUCUGCAGAGAUGCACAACCAGUCCAUCAACUCUAUGGCCCUCGUUAGCGCUCGCUACACAUUGGAGGUUGCCAGACUUACAAAGAUGUUGAUGUCGACGCACGUAUUCGCCCUCUGCCAAGCUGUGGACCUUCGCGCCAUGGAGACUUCCUUCAGGAAGGUCUUCUUCGCUGCUAUUGAAGCCGAGGCUAUCGCACAUUUCCCCACUGUCACCAUUGACGCCGAAUUCAUGCGCCCUCUCAUCGAUCGCACCAAGAUUCUCCUCAACACUUCGACUGACCAAGACUCCCUACCUCGUUUCGAGUUUGUCACGUCGGAGCUCACCGCCACUUUAUUGCGCCAGCCAACGUUCCUGGCGGCCGACAUCCGUCUCUCCGCUAUCGACCAAUGGCGAGUUGCCAUCGCUAAACAUGGUCACAGCCUCUUCAACGAGAUCCGUGACAACUUUGUCCCUGGAUCUGCUGACUCUGGUCUUUCUCUCCUUGGUCGCACUAGGAUGUUGUACGCGUUUGUGCGCGAGACACUUGGUGUCAACUUGCACUGGGGCCACCCAAGCAGGGAUAGCACGACGAUCGGAACGGAAGUUGCUAAGAUCUACCACGCAUGGGAUACUCCUGCAUUCUCACAACUCUUGGUUGACAUUUUGGAAGGCGAAGUUGAACCUGCUCCUAUUCCCAACGGUGGUGUGGCCAAAGCUAACGGUCACGGGAACGGGUAUGCCAAUGGCAACACGAACGGAUCGGGUAAUGGCUACGCGACUGGUAGCGGAGGUGGAUAUGUGAACUAA